This is a messenger RNA of Oikopleura dioica, 3012 nucleotides long. Lineage: Eukaryota; Metazoa; Chordata; Appendicularia; Copelata; Oikopleuridae. The record is from the annotation of a GenBank genome assembly.
AUGAGUUCAAGCCCGAAGACGUCUACGCCGCCACCUCAGGAAGUAGAGGAAGGUUGGAACGAAGUUGUUGAAAAGAAAAAGAUCGACAAGAGACAACCAGCCGCUACUGCGAGCUCACAAGAAAAGAAGAAGUCAGCUCGUAAAAGACCAAAUCGACGUCGCCCUGGUCGAGGUGGUGACAAAAAGGCUGACGCUAAUGCCGACUCAAAGACUUCGAAAGCUGAAGAAGUUGGCACAAAGUCUGAUGAGGUUGACUCUCAAGGCAGUGAAAAGAGCCAACCAGAGCCAGUGAAGGUUAAAGAAACCAUUCUAAUACCAGCUCCACCUCCAACAAAGUCUGCAUGGGGGUCAGCUCCUGCAGUAACGAAAGCUAAUACGCCCUUACCUGUCAAAGCAGCGACGCCGCUGCCGGUAAAGAAAGAAACCCCAGCCGCUGCAAAGGAAAAUAAAACUGCACCAAAGCCGAAUCAGGCGCCGAAAAAGGUUAUUGAACCUAAGAAAGAGGCACCGAAGGAAGCUGCUGCACAGAAAGCUGCGAAACCUGCACCUAAAGUGGAAGCACCAGCUUCAGCUGCCAAGGGCUGGGCAAAGAUUGAAAAAGUUGAUCCUCAAGCGAACUCACCCGAGUGGCCGACAGUCGAAGAAGCUAAAAACGUAAAAAGCGAUGGUGAAGGCGCCAAGCCAGAGCCAAAGCGCGCAGAAAAGCCUCUUGCCGAUAAAACAAAUGCAGAGACAAAAGCUCCUACCGAAAAGAAACCCUCAGAAGAUCGACGAAAGGAUCGCCCAAAGAAAAAUCAAAGACAGUCGAUCGAUGUCACUUCGAACAACUCGAGACCGAGGGGCAAGAAGGAAACUAACGGCGAGAGCAAGGACGCCAAAAGAGGUGCGGAAAACAAGAGAGCUCGACGGCCAAGAAAGGGGCCAAGUAGCAAGCCGAGAGAUCCUAAAAUCGCUGUCGCUCCGUAUGCUGGCGGUUAUGACCCCAACAUGUGGUACAAUCAAGAAGGAUAUCAAGCGGUCGGUGGCUAUCCUCAUUACGAGGGCUACUACCCAGUCUCUACUCCAGAGCCUCCACUCGUAACAGAAGAGGACAUCAAGCUCUCUCUCAUCAAACAGAUUGAAUACUACUUUUCGGACGCAAAUUUGGCUAAAGACUACUGGAUUCGUAAAAAAAUGAACGAGGAUGGCUGCUUGCCCGUAACAACCAUAGCAGACUUCAAGCGUGUUCGCGAACUAACUAACGGCGUGUCGAACCGACUCUCUUUCAUUGAAAGCUCUCUUGUUGGCUCCAAAGAACUCGAGGUCAUCGGAGUUGCCGGCAAGAAAAUGAUUCGCUCUCGACAAGCUCCUACCAAGUGGGUUAUUAACAAAGACGAAAGUACCGUGAAGAAUAUUCCAGACUCGUUGCUUCCUGCUAGUGCAAGCUCUGUCGAAGUUUUAGGACAGCCGAACGAGACAUCCAAAAAAGCAUCGAAGAAAAGCGCAAAGAAUGAAAAAGCGAAUACCCGUUCAGAAGAGAAAGUCAAAAGCCAAUGGAAUAUCAACGCUCAAGAAUUCGUUCCAAAAGCGCCUAUUCCAUCAAGUGGCGCUGCAGAUACUCCCGUUACAGAGACAUUUGACGAAGCUUUAGCAGCUGCCAAAAACCAAGACGCUGACGACGAUAGCGACGUUGAUGAAGGAUGGCUAGUAGCGAAAAAUAAGCGACUCGGCCGGGCAAGUGAAUCGCAAGGCGGAAAGUCCGUGACACCCACUGAAACAAGCCGUCCUACGAACGACUUUGCGAAGCCAAAGCCAGAGCUCGACGAGCUUGACUUCAAAUUCGACCAAGAGGACUCCGACGAGGAUCUCCCUGAAAACAACGACUACAAUAGUGAAAGCGAUGACGAAACCGCUAAUAUCCCCGACGAAGAACUCAGCCAUGUUGUCAUUAUCGCCAAGACACCCCCGCAGAAAGUUCGCAGCGUCAAUGAACGAACCGCUGAUCCCAAGAACCGAAAGAAAUACAAUGCUGAACAAGCGCGUAUUAUUUCGGACGGUAUCUUUAUGAUGGAGCGCGCAAAGUGGGCUAAUCAUCUCAACAAUGAAGACGACCAGAACUCCAAGAUCAAGGAUCUUCCGGCGGAGGAAUUUGACGAGAAAAAACGUCAGAUUGACGGAACAGCUUCACCCUCGCCCUCUACACAGCCUCCUCCGACAGCAGCAAAAGCUGUUACGCCAACUGGCUCCAAAACGCCACGAGCGAUUCCAACAACGCCCAGCAAAAGCAAUACCCAGGCUCCGAGAUGGUACCCUCUGGCAGACAAAGACAAGAAGAAGAAGGAAGCGAAGCCUGGUCUCAAGAAAAAGCUCUCGCAUUUGAACCCGGAAUUCGAAGAAGAAGAAGUCGGAUGGUACUUCGAUAUAAGACCGCAUUUGAAUACAAGAAGUCGCCAGACCUCAAUGUGCGAAGACUUGCCGUCUGAGCUCAAGGGUCAGGAAGCAGACACCAACACGCCUCAGUCGAUCCCUGCCUUUACAAACCCUGACUCUCAUAAUCUACUCAAAGAAAAAGGAUUUAUUCAACAGCCCUACCUCAAGUACCAAUCGAACUGUUUGACCGAGCGCGUGGAACAGGGCGCGGGUGAGUCUAAAGAAAUGAAGACGCUCUUCCGCUUCUGGAGCUUCUUCCUUCGCGACAACUUCAACAAAGGAAUGUAUGAAGAGUUCAGACGCAAUGCCUUAUCAGAUGCCAGAGAAGCCACAACUCCACAUGCUAGAUACGGAAUCGAGAGUCUUUUCCGAUUCUACUCUUAUGGUCUUGAGAAAAAGUUCCGAUUAGAAGUGUACAAACACUUCCAGGCAGACACCCUCGAAGAUUACAAGAACGGCCAACUCUACGGUUUGGAGAAAUUCUGGGCGUUUUUGAGAUACUCGGGGCGCACUGACCAAGGCAUCAAUCCUGAACUUAAAGCUAUCCUCGCCAAAUACAAAAGCAUCGAUGAUUUCCGUGUUCUUCAGUCCAAAGAAAAAUAA